UCGUUUGUGGACUUUGGGACUUUAUUAUUGUCUUGAUUGAGGACAUUAGGACUUAUUGUCAUUGACAGUCAUUCGUUUUUUACACUUAGCCUAUCAUGUCCGGCUGAUCCCAAAAAGCUAGGAGAAAUUAAAAAUGCAUACCAAACGAAAGUUUUGGUCUCAGGUGGAUAUGUUGAAAUAUGAGGGGCAGGCCUAUGUGAUCUCUGCAGAAUCUACACCCAUGGUGUCAUAUAACCUACUGUAGACACGGUCAGCCAGACACACACAUACACUGCCCCACUUCGCUGUGAGCGAUCAGCACAUUUCUUAUCGUCUGAAGGCAGCUAACGACCUGCGGUGAUCGGCUGUCAAUGAUUUAUCAAGGCGGAGAGCUUUUCUUAUUAGUACAGAGGAGUUUAAGCGGUCAGGAAGGGGAAACUGAGCCAUUAAAGACUCUUAACUCCCGAAACAUGAAGGCUUUAAACAAGGAAGAGCUGCAGAUCGCUGAAGGAGUUCUGCAGAAACACUUACCAAAGAGCAUAAAGGUAUAUGGUUUCCUAUAUGGGGUCAACAGGAACAAACCGAGCACCCUGGAGGUACUUGUUGAUACGUGGCCUGAUUUUAAGGUCGUAAUUUGCCGGCCUGACCCCAAGAACAAGCGCUCCCUGGAGUUCAUGCAGAAGGUGUCAUACUACAGCACGGAUGAACAGAGUUUAAGGAGAAUGCUGUCAGAGGAGGAUGCAAUUGACUGGAGCUCUUAUUUUAUUAUCGGAGGAUUUGACAGCGCCCAUACCCCCUUGAUCAAACAAGUGUCUGCUGACAGAGGAGUUAACAACCGCAGCUAUACUAUGGUGCAUCUUCUGUAUUUGCCAGACAGCAGCAGUCUGCUCACACCAGCAGUUGACAGUGAGCUUGAAUCAAGGAUUUCAUCUCUUAACCUUUCCCACGUUAACUUGGUGAAUAAAACCUGGAAGUUUGGAGGGGACAAGAAGGGUCACAAAUUAGUUACGAAACUCAUCAGCAACUUCCCGUCAUGCUGCAUCACUGACGGCCAGGGUCAGCCGCUCUCCUGGAUUCUGGUGUAUGAUUACUGCGCUAUGGGCUUAUUGUACACUCUGCCAGAGCACAGAGGGAAAGGCUACGCCAAAGUCCUGAUCGGCACCAUGGCCAAGAGACUCUUCGCUGAGGGCUACCCAGUGUACUGCUUUAUAGAAGAGGAGAACAAGGCCUCCUAUAAGCUCUUCAAAAACCUGGGUUUUACUGAGGACCCCUCAUACAGGGCAGUGUGGCUGGAGUUCAACUUUUGAUUUUGCAACCAUUGUGAUUUAAUGUAUAGCUGACCCAUAAACAUGUAAUGUUAUAAUGGUAGUACUAUAGGUGAAAGAGACAUUAACUGAUGCAAAAUCAUACACUUAUAAUGUCACCUUUUUCAUAGUAGGUGCAGGUGAGAUGGCCAGUGUGUUAAUUAAAUGUAUUUGAAAUACGUGAAA
Messenger RNA from Epinephelus moara (kelp grouper), 1469 nucleotides. RefSeq lists its product as uncharacterized. The record is from RefSeq and is a predicted model, not a curated record. The coding region runs from base 351 to 1286 and encodes 311 amino acids. Gene Ontology annotation, molecular function: glycine N-acyltransferase activity. NCBI's taxonomy places the organism in Eukaryota, Metazoa, Chordata, Actinopteri, Perciformes, Serranidae. The transcript has 5 exons. Gene Ontology annotation, cellular component: mitochondrion.